Molecule: messenger RNA, 1742 nt
Organism: Drosophila novamexicana
Lineage: Eukaryota; Metazoa; Arthropoda; Insecta; Diptera; Drosophilidae
Gene: Gr58c
Product: putative gustatory receptor 58c
Exons: 2
Coding region: 153-1559 (468 amino acids)
Biological process (GO): sensory perception of taste
Cellular component (GO): membrane
Source: RefSeq, a predicted model, not a curated record
AAUAAAUUUGAUUGGUUUGUCAAUUACAACGAUCCCUUUUGUGUUGGGAAAUAGAGGAAAAACCACACAGAAGUGCGUUCCUCUGGGUAUCUACUGCUCCGUCAAUCUCGACAAGAGCACUUUAUCCUUGUUAUAGCCAGUACCAAUUGAUAAUGGUCCCUCAGGCUGGGAAUACCAACACUGAAACAUGCAACCAAAAUGGUUUUUGUUUCACUAGCGUGAUUAUCGUAUUCCCCAAUGUGCUUUUAACUGGUCAUUUGCAACGAGCUGCAGUUGCUGCACCCGACGCCGACUUAGUUAUUGUCAGAUUUUUGCCCAAAAUGGAAGGUCCGCUGAUGCCAAUUGCUAUUGGAAUAAGCCGUGCCAUUGGCUUGUGCAAUCUUCGCUAUAUGCCGGAACUGAAACGUUUUGAGCUGGAUCAUGGGUUCAUGAUGGUUUAUUGGCUGUUCUUAGAUGUAGUGUACCUGCUGCUCACACCCACGACCUUUAUCGUGAUGGUUCAUAGCUUUUUUAGCUGCCAGGAUAUGGACAUGCUGGCUGUGGCCUUUAGCGCAGUGGCUCUGGCCAAAGGCUGCUCGAUGCUGGUGAUGCUGGCCAGCAUUUGGCUGCGACGUCGACGAGUGCAGCGUCUCGGAAAUGGUCUGCUAACGUUGCUGGAGCGAUAUCCCAGAUAUCAUGAUUAUAGCUUUUGGCGGCGACACUUUUGGAAACUCUUCUUGGGCACCGCACGUUUCGUAGUGCUAAUACAUCAGCUGUUUGGACCCGGCAGCGCGCUUAUGUGCGGCGAAGACGAUGAAGUUGUGACAAAAGUGCCGCUCACUUACAUCGUCCUGGCAGUGGCUACUCUGCUGAUGGAACUAAUGCUUAGUUGCACAGACACCUUGAUAUACUUUCUGCUGGCUACCAGCAACCGUCUGCUUGAGUGCAUGUCGCAGGAGCUGUUUGAGCUGGCACAGGAUGUGCACUGGUUACCCCCAUCUCAUGGCUGCCAUCGAAGUGUUUACCAGCGCCAGCUUUUGGCCGCUUGGCGGCGUCUCUGGCGUAGUUGUUUGCGUCUUGAUGGCUUGCUCAAGCAGCUGCUGCAUAUCUUUCAGCUGCAGAUGCUGUUGAAUCUGUUUACCAACUAUCUGAUCGACAUAACUAUUAUAUUCAACCUGGUUAUCUAUUUUGCCGAUGCGGAAUACAUCAGUAAAUGGCGAAUUAUUAUCUAUUUUGUGAUUUGCAUAUCCUACCACUUUGAUAUUAUGAUGCACUUCUCCAUAUUUGGAACCAACCACCUGCAAUGGAUGCACCUCUCAGCUCGCCUACAGAAGCUGUGGUUCGCACUGAAGCCAAUGGAUAUAGAUUGGCAGGAUACUCACGCCAUGGCCAUGUUGCGUCAGGUGGAGUUCGCUGUGAUUUUUCUUAACUGGAAGCAGCAGCGGCGCCCGGAACGCAUGCGUCGUCUUCAAGUUGUCGGCCUAUUCGAAUUGAACAGAUCAUCUUGGAAUUCAAUGAACUCUUCCAUAGCGACUAAUGUGCUCAUACUAUGCCAGAUUGCGUAUAAGAUUUAUUAUUAGAGCAAACCUUUUGUGACCUAUUUCGAAUGCAAAUGUGCCGCAAGCCUAAAAGCUUUAUAAGCUUUCAAAAAACCCAGUUUUAAAGCUUUUUAACAUUAAAUACAACUUUUCGAAGGCAGCAAUUUCCCAGUAUUUAUGUGGAAUAAGAAGCUGCUAAGUUAAUAAUAAGUAUGCUAUAAUUUU